AUGCAGAAGUACACACCAAACUCUCGUCUCAACGACAUUGCUCCGAUUCCUACACGUUUCGAUCGUAGGAAAAUGUUGCCGGAUACUGGAACAGCACUGGAAUUCUCGUGGGCCCGAAUUCCGACCUUCCCAAUAUAUAAGAAGCCUAUGGGAAAACGAAUCAUCGCAGUCUACAUUCUCAGUGCUACAGUAGGCUUCGCUACUGCCUGGUUCGGAGCCGCCACGUUUGACCAUAUCAAUCUUAAAAUUGAUAGCUACAGGGAUCGUCUAGAUAUUCUACCGUAUAAAUAG
Molecule: messenger RNA, 291 nt
Organism: Caenorhabditis briggsae
Lineage: Eukaryota; Metazoa; Nematoda; Chromadorea; Rhabditida; Rhabditidae
Exons: 2
Coding region: 1-291 (96 amino acids)
Source: RefSeq, a predicted model, not a curated record